Messenger RNA from Stegostoma tigrinum, 7009 nucleotides. RefSeq names its product interferon-induced protein with tetratricopeptide repeats 5-like. NCBI's taxonomy places the organism in Eukaryota, Metazoa, Chordata, Chondrichthyes, Orectolobiformes, Stegostomatidae. The record is from RefSeq and is a predicted model, not a curated record. Gene Ontology annotation, molecular function: protein binding. Gene Ontology annotation, cellular component: cytosol. Gene Ontology annotation, biological process: defense response to virus. The transcript is spliced from 2 exons. The coding region runs from base 127 to 1593 and encodes 488 amino acids.
UCCAAUUCUCUUUAGAAUCACAGACUCAAAAGAAUGUGGGCGAUGUAAAGAUAUCUUGCAAGAGCCUAGCACUCUUGGCUGUAUUUUUGUUGUCGAUCGAGAGAAUUAAACGUGAAGAAGCAGCUGAUGCUAUCAAUCCUCAUCGUCAUGAGUGACACGGCAAGGGAUUCCCUGAAAGAGAAAUUGCUUCAGCUGCAAUGUCACUUCACAUGGAACCUGCAAAUAGAGGAUGUUGAGUGGGAUGAUUUACAAGAACGAUUAAAUUAUACAAUUGAGGCUGACAUUGUGCAAUAUAAAAUCAUGCCUUACAAUCUGCUUACAUUUGUCAACUGUGUAAGAAACAAAUGUGAGAAGGCAUUCGAUAAGUUAUGGGAAGCUGAGGAGAUUCUGAGGAAGGACCACAAAUCAGAUGUUGAAAAGUGGAGCAUUGUCACCUAUGGAAACGCAGCCUGGGUCUAUUACCACGUGGGAGAAGUGGCAGAGGCUCAGUCCUACCUUGACAAGCUGGAGAGGAUCUGCCAACAGUUCCCUGGUGCCUCUCGCUUCACAGCAAUGACCGCAGAAGUAUAUGGGGAGAAGGGUUGGUCCAUGUUGAGAUUUGGCUGGAAAUAUUAUGAAGAGGCAAAUGAAUGUAUUGAAAAGGCUCUGGAGGCAGAUCCUGAUAACAUUGAGUGGAAUACAGCUCACGCAACCUCUUUGUUUCGAAAUAAGCAAAUAUUUGGAGACCCUCAACUUCUUGAGCACUGCAAAGUAGUGAAACAAUUAUACCGUGCAUUAGCACUGAACCCAAAUGACCCUUUUCUCAAGGUCAUGUUGGCUCUUCGACUGCAACAAUUUAAUCAGAUGGGAGAAUCACGCAGACUAUUGGAAGAAGUAAUCGUGAGUUCUCCUGAUGACCCCUAUUUAAUUCAGUACACAGCCAAAGCUUUACGAAAAGAAGGAUCUGUUGACCGAUCCUUAGAGAUGUUGAAAAAGGCACUGAUGGGAAGACCGAACUCUGGACUCCUUCACCACCAGAUCGGCUUAUGUUACAGAAAUAAGUUGUCUGAAAUGAAGAAGACAUCUCAUAGAUAUCUUGCUCAUGAAGAAAGAAAAAGAUUGAUUGAACUUUGCAAAUACCAUUUCCAAACAGCAUAUGAUCAGAAGCCAUCUCUUGUUAGUGCAAUUGUUGAUCUGGCAGAACUCUUUGCGGAAUGCAAAGAUUAUUACAAAACUGAUGAGAUCUACGAGAACCAGCUCAGAAAUAAAGAUUGCAACCAUAUAAACAGACAGUUAAUUCAUUGGAAAUAUGGAUUGCACCAGUUAAAUAGGAAGGGAUCAGUGCAGAAUGCCAUUUAUCAUUUCAAGGAAUGCUUAAAGCUUAAGUUGAACAGUAGGACAGAAGGUUACUGUCAAGCAACACUGAAAAAAAUUGCUGAAGAUCGAUUGGCUGAACAUUCAAGGGACAGUGUUGCCUUUGGUAUAUUGGGACUAAUACACCAACUGGAUGGCAAGAAAUCCGAAGCCAUUGAAUUCUUUGAGAGAGCCCUGGAGUGUGAUUGUAAUAAUGAAGAGUUUCAAAGUGCUCUCCGUGAACUAAAGGAAUCUGCAUAGGAAAAUGUUAAAAUGCAUCUCAGAUGUUCCUGGGAAAUUGGUUCCCAUUUUCAGUGCAUUGUUUUGAGAAAAUUGGUUCAGCAACUGCUUUGAGAUUAGGGGCAGGCAUUCUCGGCAGGCACGUAGAAAUGAGUACCAAACGGAAGUAACAAAAGAUGCCAUGCAGAAGGGUUUCCCAAGCCUCCGACAAUUGAACCAGCAAUGAAGCAUCGCUUCCACUGCCCUCCCAUUGUAUGAGGAUUCCACCAACAUCCUGGAGGCAGCCACAUUUUGUGCUGAGCCAGGGCCCAAUUGGAACUAGAGGUUCCGUGUGUUAAAGUUAGAGUCAGAGCAGAGAGGAUCACCUACAUACCCCAAGUGGCCCACCAUGAGAAGUCUGGUUGAUGAGCCUCUCUGAUUGUAUAUUUUUGAGUUUGUUCUCGAGAGCUGCUCCAUCUUGAGGUGCCCAUUCAGUCUCUGAGACCCAAGCUGUGUCCAUGUUUCCUAGCUCACUCAGUGAAAUUUCAGUGCUGCUGGGUCUCUGAUUGGUCAGUUACAAUCACAUCCACUUGCUAUUCUUAAUUUGUGGGCAAGGAGGCAUUUGGGCAGUUUUCAGUCAGAAUGAGAAACACUGCUGAGUCAUCUCCCGAUCCCCAAUACAAACUCAGGAUCCCCAUGUGAGCCUGACAUUGGUGACCCAUAGCCCAGUAUAAUAUCCUGGUCAAUCAUCAAUGUCACCUUAUUUUUCAUGUCCUCUUAUUCUAUAUUUGUUCAGGCAACAGUAAAUGUACCCAUAAUUUUCUGAGUGAACAACUUUUGCACUUACUACAUUAAGUCAUUUCAAUGACUAAAACUGAAAAGGACAUGGUUAAUGUUGUACUAUUAGCUCUUAAAACAAACGUACCAAACAUGACGACAGUGAUUGGUAAACAAAAUGAAGAUUAUUGAAGAACAGCAGAUAUCCAGGAGAGUUCUUUAUUUACUGUUAUUAGUUCCAACGAAUACAUCACACAGUAACUUGUAUCACCGCUCAUGAUGAUCUAUAACAAGCUAGUUUUAUUUAGCAAUAUAUUAAUCAGUACAUUAACCACAUACGCACAGCAUAUAACAUCCCUAUUUUCUUAAAUAGAACGAUUUAAAUAAAUUAUAUCCUGCAUACAAAGAGAUGAAGAAAAUUUUACUUGCAUUUAUAAAUGUAUUAUCUCUUACAUUCAUUACUCACGUCUUACUGAAAGCAUAGGUGGCCUGCUGACUCAACCUGAUCUAGUAAUAGCGAGACUUGCUGAGAUUUGUGUUUGUCAACUCUUUUCUGUAGACUUAUAUGUCUGGUUUGAUAACUAUCUCGCUACCCGUAACUUUAAUCUUACAAUUUGAAAAUGCACUUGCACAUGCACUACGGGAGUGUUACAGAGUCAUCAAGUCAUGAAGCACAAAAGAGGCCCAUUGAAUCCACACUGACCUGUCUAUACCAAUGCUAAUCUCCAGCACUUGCCCCAUAUCCUCCAACGUUAUGGCAUUUCAAGUGCUCAUCCACGUACCCUUUUUAAAAGCUGUGAGGUUUCCCACCUCGAAUGUCCUUCCCAUCAGUGCAUUCCAGAUUCUCAAUGCCCUCAGGGUAAAAAAAAACCGUUUUCCUCAGGUCCCCACUAAAUCUCCUGCAUUUUCCCUUUAGUAGGGAGAUUUAUUCAUGAUGACACUGGAUACCCCUCACAAGUGACUCACUGUUUCUCCAUUAGUGCUGGUCACCUCUUAUAACUGUGGAUUAAUGCAGACUUUUGACACAUCUGUAGGCAAUCAUAUUUUACAUAUAUGAUUUGUAUUAUAUUUUUAUAUAUUGAUAUAUUAUUUACAUUUAUAUGUGAAACAUCUGUCAUCAGUAUUUUCUGUGGUACAAUAUUGGCGUUUGCCCCAGUCUCUGAUUUCAGUUGCAUUUCACCUUUGCCACUCUUACUGGUCCUUAGACGCGGCAAAAGAUUCUUUUUGAAUGAUUGCAUCCACGUGCUGUGUGUUACCAAAUGGAAAGUGUGUUCACUUGCAGACUCAUUCCUCUCUUCUUCACUGCCAGCCUUCCUACACAAUUUGUCCAGAGUUGUUUUAGGCCGAUACACUUUGCAGGUAUUUUUAGCUCUAGGUCAGUUACAUGUUUGUUGCAAUAGUCCACAACUGCAGCUUAAGACCUUCACCACCAUAUCUUCAUUACUGAAUUAGCUCCACACUUCUCAGCAUUUCAUCUGCAUCUAGUUGUUGUUGCUCUCUUCUUCUGUUGCCUACGUUUCUGCUAUGAGUAAAUAUUGGUCUCACAACUAGAUUCUUUCUUUCAGUUUCAGCAAUACAUUGCUAUCUCACAAUACCCACUUCACACCUUCUAAUAAUUGCAAACGGUGCCAACCUGUUGUUUAAUUUUUAUUUCACUACAUCUAUCCCUGCCAGUACUGAUCCCAGGUACUUGAAACUACUCAUUUUGUCAAAUCUUCAGUGGUGACACAGGGGCAGAAGAGGUAUCCCCAGUGAGUGAGUAAGCAGCACAGAGGGCAGUUAGGGUUAGUAACUUGGGAGGAUGAGCUAGUUGAGAGUUAUUAAAUGGCUCCUCGUACUGUGUUUCUUGAACCUCAACAUUCAACACCUGGCCCAGGGAAAAGGAAGGCUCGCUACCCAUUUCUCAGACAGGGGACUGGAGCUGGUGGUGGAUGGGAUGGGUGAGAGGAGGGCAGCACUUUGUCCAGCUGAACACUACAAGAGGCAACCCAGCUCAGUGCUGUGUACCAGCUGAAACGGGAUGGCCAGCAAUCCAGCAAGAAGCUCGAUAGGUUUCUGCACUCCAUAAAGGGAAGUGGCACCAUCUCCUCUCUGCAGCCUCAAACUCACUGAGUCUAAAUCUCCCCCUGCACCCUUCUGUCAACAAGGCUUACGGGCUGCAACUCUCCCUAUUGAAUGCUUUGUGAUGACCUGGAGAAGCAUUUAAAUAAUGUAGAGAUUAUCCUGGUUGGAUACAGCAGUGGAAUAUUUGAUCAACAGCCUUUGUAAAAAAGGGAGGGAAUUCCCUAUGUGUGAGAAUAAAGGGAUUCAGGAAGAGGUUUGAUGAACACAAGAAAAGACAGGUCAAUAACCCUAUCUGUAAAAUUUCAAAGCCAGAUUAAAAGCAUUGGUUCUUUUAAAUGUACUAAGAGCUCUCUGAGGGAGUCAGAUAUACCACUACCAUAGGAUCCAUUGUGUUUACCACAAAAAAGAUUAUGAACAAUUUAAUAUAUUAACCAAAGAGGCCUGUAAAAGAAUUAAUCAACCAAAAGGGAUCCAGAAUGGGAUUUAGUCAUUCAUUUGAGUCAGAGUGAUGUAGAGUUGCCAUAGCAGGAUUUUGCAAUAACGGAAGGGCCAUUCAUAACCAAUUUCGAUUUCACUCGUAUAGUUUUACACCUACAGUAUGGGUAAAUAAGAAUCAUAGCAACAAUUGUGACUACAUCUCUUCAGGUUCUUAUUAAAGUUAUGUGGAGGAAGUUGUUUCUGGGGAGCUGGUUGUUUCACUGUAGAAGUACAGGAGAUACUGUCUGUACACAAAGAGAGAAGGCAUUGAGGCCAAGAGUGUGUCAUGAAACAAUCAUAUUGCCUGUUAAUCUGGAGACCCACGCAAUGUUCUGGGGGCCUAGGUUGGAAUCUUGCCACAGCGGAUGGUGGAAUUUGAAUUCAAUAAAAUAUCUGGAAUUAAGAGUCUAAUGAUGACCAUGAAUCCAUUGCUGAUUGUCAGAAAAACCCAUGUGAGUCCCUGAUAUCCUUUAGGGAAGGAAACUGCCGUCAUUAACUGGUCUGGCCUACAUGUCACUCCAGACCCAUGGCAAUGUGGUUAACUCUUAACUGCCCUCUGGGCAAUUGGGGAUGGGGAUUAAAUGCUGCCUAGCCAGUGGGAUCCACAUCCCGUGAAUGAAUAAAGAAAAGAAUAAAAGAAGUAAAAGAAACGAGUGGCAAUACAUACUCAGUUGAUGGGACAAGGAUGUGUUGGCAUCACUGCAAGAGUGGCACAUGUCUUCUCCAGCAAGGGAUUGGAUUCCCUCCAGAUAUGAGCUGAGGAGCCUGGUGUUGGAUUCCAAUCCACUUGUCCUCGUGCUCUCAUCAUUGCUGUUGGAUGUCUUCUCCUGUAAUGAGAAAAGCAAAGAGAUUGAGAAAUUUGGAGUGAAAGUGGGUGGCACAGUCCUGGCGCAGGUGCUUGCUAGGUGGUGAGGUUUCCUGUGAUAGUAAGGGGGCAUGUAGAGUUAAUGAUGUGGCAGUUUAGUGGGGGUGUGAACUGGUGAGAGAAGACACUGCAGGCAGGCACAAGUGAGAAUGGCAGAACAUGAGCCUUGGUAGGAAGUGGGUGCUGUAGCAAAGAGAGAGAGAUAGAGAGGGAGAGGGAGGGUGAGGUAGCAGAGGUGUCAUUGAACUUCCUGUGGCACUGCUGGCUGUGCUUCCACACUCUGGUGGAGGCACUGAUUGGGUGGUGACCUAGGGCUGGGCAGCCGGAGUCUGGUGGCAUGGCCUUAGAUGCUGGUCCUCCACGAAGAGGCUGGCCUUCUUACUCACCACAGCCUCAACCAGGUCCUCCACCCGCAGAAUCGUGGUGCCACCCUCACCUUUUCCCACACGUUCCCAAUCUGUCCUUGACUGAUCAGUGCAGCUUUGGAAUGCCACUGCUUGCCUGGGUGCGCAUGCCUUCUACAGAUGGCAAGGGCACCAGGGAUACUGUGAGAAAACCUUGCCCCAUAAAACCCAAUUCAAAUUGCAGUUAGCCAAUAAAAAGGAAAGAGUCAGCUUAGAGUACAGAAAUGAAUGCUUGGAGAUUGGGGACAGUCUGUAGCAGAUGGCAGUCAUCUUCCAAUGGAAAAUGGACCAUGGAAGUGGCGGAAAACCUGGGAACAGCUCUUUGGCUAGAGAAUAGGAUGCCACUAUCACAAGCUCCUAAGAUCAACUCUAUAUGCCAAACAUCCAUUCUUCCUCUGGGAUCUGCGAACAAUCUACAACUCUUAUUGUAUGAAUACUUCUCCUGCCUAUUCUAUAGCUAAACUACUUAUAUCUAAACUACUGCUUCUUCAUAAACUUAUUUAAACUCCCUUAAAAUUACUUGAAUCGUACCCGACUGCCUGCCUUAGAUAUAUGCAUCUCCUGAACCCCACAUCUUACCACAAUGAUGACCAGAUCUUAUCUAUUAAGUUGAAUUUAUGCUUCUGUUGAUUGGCUCUGUUUUUAUGUUUGUGCUUUGCAACAGAUACAUUUCCUCAAAUAGGAAUUACAGAAGGACAAACUCUCCAUUUCACUGAAUAAAAUCAACUCAUAAAAUGUGAAGAACUCUUUUUUACUCAGAUUCAGUAAAAGCAUCAAAUACAUGAAGACAUAACAAACAAUAUUUGAUUAUCUCUGGCUAAACUCAAUUUUUUUUACCAUCAGCCCAUUCCAAAUCAUUUAAUUUGUUGAU